AUGUUUAAUCUUUCCGAGAACUCCCGUCUGCGUGGCUCAGGCCACCUGAUUCUCAAUGUCUUCCGCGCCUUCAACAUUAUAGGUCUGCUCGCCGUUGCUGUCGCGAGUUGGGUCCUCAUUGUCAUGUCUGGUCUGACGGGCAAUUUCUUCUUCUUCGAGGCUAUCUCCCAUGCCUUCACCUCUGCCACCGCAGCUCUCCUAAUCUGCUCGGAGCUGAACCUCUUCAAGCGUUACUUUGCCACACGCUGGCCCAUUCUCUCCCCCUACCACGGUCUGACCUGGCUCGGCAUUGCCAUGGUGGUGAUGGGGUGCCACAUUCUGGGGAACCUCAACCGUCGUUCUGUCACCUCUAAGAACAUGGGCCCCCAUCUCUGGCGCCUCGUUCUUGCGGCCGGCAUUCUCUCCAUUACUUUCGGCUUCUUUAACAUUGUCUCUUCUCUUGUCUUCCGCGACUCGGACAACGGCAUCACCGCCCGCAACAUCCGCAGCGACGGCGCCAUCGCGACCUCGUCCACAAAAAACUCCUUCACCGACGCCUAUUCUACGCGGUCCAACUCAGUUCGCAACGAAAAGUCCUUCCGUCGGCUCACGCAGAAGAUCGCUCCAUGGGCUGCCAGCGGCAAGCUCAAGAUCAGCAAGCCCAUCCGCGUCGCGGAUGAUGACGUCGAGGCGAAGGGUCACGACGACCAGCAUAGCAACCCCUAUUCUGAGGACAGGUCGAGCCCCAUCAUGCCCGACGUUGCACGUCCGCCGACAGCGCUUCAUCCCAUCAACACUCGCUUCACGAGUUACAGCGAGGCGAGCCACAUGAACCGCUUCUAGACGAAUGGCCGGGGGAGAAAAAGUGGAUGGAGGCUGGUGAGACGGCGUUCAGGACAUUAGCUUUCUUUGAUAGCGUUAUACUUUUUUACAGAAUACCCAGAUGGCAUGGGGUGUGCUUAAUUCCGCUGCUCUUGAGAAUAGUAACGGCGCCGCAAAUCAACUUGAUUUAGAAUUCAGUCAUUCUCUUUUGGUUUGUGCGCUGAGCUUGAGGGUGACCAGUCUCGAUGGGUGUCCUACCAAGCCUUUGCAGUUCCCAUGGCCAAGUGGUGUGCGGUGUUGAAAGAAAGUGGUGUUCUAGUGUUGAAGCUCUGACACUCGAAGGC
Molecule: messenger RNA, 1145 nt
Organism: Verticillium alfalfae VaMs.102
Lineage: Eukaryota; Fungi; Ascomycota; Sordariomycetes; Glomerellales; Plectosphaerellaceae
Exons: 1
Coding region: 1-822 (273 amino acids)
Source: RefSeq, a predicted model, not a curated record